UAGACGCACCUGUGUCGAUGUGUCAGAAAAUUUGAUACUAUAUUGGCUUGUAUAUGACGUUACCUUCAAACAGUGAGAUGUAAUUAUAGGAGUGGCAUUUACGAAUUAAUUGUAAUAGAUAGUAGUGUUGUAGACAGCGUGACCAUUCUAAUUACGGAUGUUUAAAAUUGGAAUAUUCAGUAGCUGUGAAUAUGGAAGUAGAAAAGAAUACCUCAAAACAGGUUGACACUCAACUCUCGACAAGUAAUUCGGCGGAAUUUAAUAACAGCAUUCAAAAAGAUAACGAAAACAUUGAAAAUGUUGAGAAUUCAUUAUCAUCUUUAAAAAAUGUAAUGAUUGAAACCGAAAAACAUGAGGAUACUACUAUAUAUGCUCAACUGGAUGAUCCUGAAAUUUAUGUAAAAGAUGUAGAAGAUAAUCGGAUAUUAACAAACGAAGAAGGCAAAGAAUGUACUGAAAGCGAGGAGAAAGAAUUCUCAGAAAAUGCAACAGUUUCUAGGAACAAUUGUAAGACUGAACAGUUAAACACAAUGCCAGAAAAUUCUACUGAUGGACAUGUAUCCCAACCUCCAUUAGCCUUUACAAUUGAUUUUGGCAAUAAAGAAGUUGAUACAACCAAGUAUCAAAAUUUAUUUGAGAGAUACAAUGCUAGACAUAAAAGAAAUUUAUCCACAUCCAAGGUAGAAAUAAAUACAAAAAAACCUGGUACUUUGGGCUCUUCAAAUUUAAUGCAAAAACAAAAAGUUUCUAGUACACAUUCUGAGGGUUAUUUUAGCAGCGAAGAUGAUACUAAGCGUAAAACAGAUCAGUUGUCAGAGAAACUGAAGCAGCUAGGUUCAAAAUCAUUUUUAAAAUCAUCUAAUGCUUCAAAAAAAUUUGAAUUUACUGUAAAAGCAUCAAAUUUUCAAAAUAAACAAGAUACAAUGACCAGAUCUUUUGAGCAAUCAAAGCAAAAUAAAUUUUCUCACAAAAAUCUGUCCUUAGAACUUGGUAACACAGAAAAGACGAAUACAGCAUCUUACUGGAUUCCACAAAAAUCAGCUACAAUAAAUGAUUUAAGUCGAAUUCAACUAAAUAACUAUGAUGAUGAUACUGAAAAGAUGUAUACAAAGAAUAUUGACACAGCGGAUGAUUAUGAACAUAUGUCUGAUGUCUCAGAAAAAGUUUCCAACGUUAAUUACGGACAACGUAAAAACGUUAACAUAAAAGAACAUAAUUUAUCCAGUGUAAGCUACACAAUGGAAGUAAAUCCAGAUGAUCCAACUGAGACGGAUAUAGAUGUUUUUAAUGUUAGUAAUAUUGAUGGAGGAUCAGAUGGUGCAGUUAGUGAAGCAGGAACAUAUACAAUCCAUAAAGAUUACACUGAUGAAGAAAAAGCAAGAAUGGAUAUUGAUAAAGUAUUCAGUGUAGGCGUUUUAACUGCAGAUGAAAAAAGUGAAGCAUGUAUUCAUAGUUUUAAGAUGUGUGUCUCAAGAGAUAAUAAUACAUGGAUAUCAGAAUGGGCCACGCAAGUUGCAGAACACAAUUCUCUUCCAUCUGGAAUUGAUGGAUCAACUAGUUAUACUCCACCGCUAAGUCCUUCCAAAAUACCAUCCCCUAUUCAUAGUAGAUCUCAAAGACUGGCUCGUAGUCGCUAUGAACAGAAAGAUGGUAAUUUAAAUACAGAAUCAUACCUCAGAAUAAGGGAAAGAAUUGGUUUAAUUUCGAACCAAAAUGUAAUGAUUGAUUCUGGGGGAGAAUCAGAUGAUGAUACCAGUAACAGUUACAAUACACCUCCACAAAGUUCACAACAAACACCAGUGCAUGGUUCUUUAGCAAGAAGAGGAAGCUUGUCUGAAUCUCUUUUUAGAAGGAUUAAUACCAAUGAAGCUCGAAAAAGUAUUCGCAAAUACUUAAACUUGAACAAAUCAAAGACUGAGGAUGCAGGUGCAGAAUUAAGUAGUCCGUCCAAAGAUUUUGCUUCCCUUCACAUAGGAAGACGAAGUAGUUCCUUGGACAGGAGAGGAUGUACAUCUAAUGUAACAGAAUGUAAUACGUCCAAAAAAAGUGGUGCAAAGUAUUACCAAGAUGAUGAAAUUAAAUAUCCAAAUAGUCCUGUUUUAAGUCAUUUAAGACCGUCUACACCAAAAUUAACUAACAGUCCAAUUGUAGCGCGUAAAACAGUUACGAAAAUAGUUAAUUCGCCAGUAUUAGAAAGAACUAAACAUUUAGCAAAAUCUUCUCCUCAAGCUAAAAAUAUUGGGUAUUUUACUUGUGUUGAAAAUAGUCCAUACAUGUUAAGGAAAUCUAAUAGUACCGCAAGUUACCAUGAAGGAAACGUUGGCUUUAAUAAUAAGGAAAUGUUAAUAAAAACUGACAGUGUUCUUCAAAAUAGUCCAAUUCUUCAACGUAACUUAAGUAUCCAAAGAUCAUGUAGUAAUGCAAAUAUUAGAAACAUAAAAUCACAAAGCCAAUCAUCUCGUCGUAGUAGUUUCAAUAGUAGCGAUAUUGAUAAAACAUCUUCAGGAGGAAGAUAUCUCGCUGCUUCUGAUAGCAGUAGCGAGGCCGGUGAACAACAAGCAAAGUCUUCGUUAGUUUCAGUAUCUUCUGGAAUUAAAUUAAACCGAGCUUUUAGUAUCAGAAGAGCUAGAUUAAACUGUGAAUCUGAUACUACACCAAAUACUACACCGGAAGAAAGGCGUAGAAGAGCACAAAGUGAAAUAAAAUCAACAACUACAACAAAACAACAAGGCUAUCAUAGAAGCCGUGCAAGUAAUGUGAAUACACAUAAUAAAGAGUCUGUCAAAAAAUCAGAACUUCCAAAACCUAGAGCUGUAUCAAUAUCAAGAACUGAUAGUACUAGACUGAGUAUGAGAGUGCCAAAAUCAACUCAUCAUGCUUCCGUUGUACAACGUCCUAAUCAAAAAACAACUAAAGAUCAGAAAUCUGGUAGAAGUAAUUCAACAUUAACUUCAAAAGAAGUGGAAUUUCAAAAUUGGAAAAGAAGAAAGAGUUACGAUCCAAUGAAAGCAGCUGCCGAAGGUAGAAAAAAAUUAAUAGAUAAUACAAAAAAGCAUCACAGUACAGAAGAUAGUUCAGGAAAUCAUGAUAAUUCCGUAUUACGAUCGGCAAGUUUUCAUGGAACUGGCGGUGCUCUUUCAUUAACCAGUGAAUGGUCUGACAACGAAUUAAAUAUUGCUCAAAAUGACCGUCACGUACCGCCACCAUGCAGUCCACAGUUGGAAAGCGAUAGUGAUUUAGAAACAUCAUAUUACCUACAAACAACGCAAAAUGUAGUAUCAGCCAUGUCAGCUCGUAUAACUGUCUGUCAUUCGCCUUUAAUAGAUUCAGAUAAUGAAAGCGAUGAGGAUACUAGUCAUAGCCUACAUAAAAGUGUACCAAAAACAUUACAUGAGCAUACUGAUACAGAAAGUAGUGACGAUCGUCAGCCUAAUGUACAGAGUACUGUUCCAAAUACUAAAUACAAUAAAACACUUAGUUUGCGCAGAGCGCGGGUAGAAUUACAACCUUCGAAAUUGUCCACAAAUGUAAAUAAAAAUAGAUCAGUCGUGUAUGAUACCCGAGAUAAAUCUGAACCUACAACAGGUAUUAGUAGAACUGAUUCUGGGCGUUUUAGUAUACGGUCAAGUAGAACCAAUCCAGGAUCUAAAGUAAAACCAAAAGAUGCAAAAAAGUCUACAACGCCUAAUGCAAGGGAGGUCGAAAUGCAAAAUUGGAAACGUCGUAAAAGUUAUGAUCCUAUGAAAGCAGCAAUGGAAGGGAGAAGAAAAGCAGGCUUAGCAAAAAAAAAUGCGAAUGCUAAUCUUUCCCCAAGUAAUGUUGCAAGAUCUCGCAGCUUCCAUGGCUCUUCAGGAUUCAGAGUCAGUGAUUGGAGUGAAGAAGAAUUGGCUAUAUCUGCAGAUGAAACCACAGUUUGUUAAAGGGUCAAGUUAUUGGUAAUACUGUAUAAAUGAAUCUAGUUAUGAGAAUUUUGAUUACAACAAUUAAUGUAUAUAAAGGAUAAGAAAAUAAUUCUUACAGAAUUGCUCCAUAAAUAGUUCUAUACACUUAGAAUUAAAUUAAAUGCAGACGAAUGUUAACAA
Molecule: messenger RNA, 4082 nt
Organism: Megachile rotundata (alfalfa leafcutting bee)
Lineage: Eukaryota; Metazoa; Arthropoda; Insecta; Hymenoptera; Megachilidae
Source: RefSeq, a predicted model, not a curated record